ACUCAGACUCUAUAUAUGAUCUGGUGGUCUCUAUCUAGUCAGUCCCGUCUCUUCAAGACAGGAACCAUGUGGCCUCUUAUUCUUCUCCUUGUCGCUUCCGGUGUCACCGGAAAGGACAUGACAACUAAGUUUGAGUUGAUGCAACACUGGGACAACAACUUUGAGGGCAAGUUCUGCUUCAAACUGGCAGCCGCCACGAUCGGCUGGGAGAUCGACAUCACCUUCAGUGCACCAGUGCAGGGCAUCCAGCAAUGGGACGGCGACUACAUUCACGGGACCAGUUCAGGGUGUUCCAGCAAAUACUCCUUGGUCAACAAGGGGUCAAAGGGCAUUUACGCUGCCGGGGAUUCUUUAUGCUUGCGCAUGACGGGCAAGGUUUGUAGCGGCGGUGCUCCUACCGGAACUGCAAUCCUGAAGGAUCUCUCAGAUGACCACCAGACCCUUCCCAGAAUCCCUCAAGUUUCAGGUGCCGAGCACACCAAGUAUAACUACGCUGAAGUGUUGAUGAAGUCCAUCCUGUUCUACGAAGCCCAACGAUCCGGUAAACUUCCGGCGAAUAACCGCAUCCCAUGGAGGGCCGACUCCGCCCUUGGUGAUAAGUGUCAGGGGGAGGAUCUCACUGGGGGAUGGUAUGACGCUGGAGACAACGUUAAGUUCAACUUCCCGAUGGCGUGGAGUACGACGGUGUUGUCAUGGGGCUUGUUAAUGUGGAAGGACGCCUACGUUAAGUCUGGUCAACUCGACGUAAUGUACCAAAGCAUCAAGUGGCCACUGGACUACUUCAUCAAGUGUCACACCAAACCCAACGAGCUGUAUGUCCAGGUGGGCGAUGGCGGUGUUGACCAUGGCUCUUGGACUAGCCCAGAGCGCAUGACCGAAAAGAGACCCUCCUUCAAAAUCGAUGCUUCUAAUCCGGGAUCUGAUAUUGCCAUGGAAACUGCUGCUGCAAUGGCAGCUGGAUCCAUUGUCUUCAAGCAAAAAGGAGACACUGCAUAUGCAAACACACUCUUGACCCAUGCCAAACAGCUGUUCGAGUUUGGAAAGGCACAUCCUGGUAAAUACAGCGACAGUGUCAACGCCGCAGCUGCAUAUUACAAGUCCCAGGACUACGAGGACGAGUUCAGCUGGGGAGGGAUGUGGCUGUACAAGGCUACUGGAGACAAGAAGUACCUUGCCUUCGCCGAGCAACACUUCGUGACAGCUAACACAGCUCUUCUGGCUCUUGUUGCUGCUGACGCCGGAAUCGAUCCCGUAAACAACCGGAAGUGGGCCAUGUCUCAGAUCAACUACGCCCUCGGUGACGCCGGGCGGAGUUUUGUCGUCGGCUUUGGCACCAACCCACCACAACGUCCCCACCACAGAGCUGCGUCGUGUCCCAUGCUGCCUGCCCCGUGUGGGUUUGACGAGGAGCAGAUGCAAGGUCCCGACCCCCACACGCUGUACGGCGCCAUGGUGGGCGGCCCCUGUAAAGACGACCGUUACACCGACGACAGAACUGACUACGAAAACGAGGUGGCAUGCGACUACAACGCAGGAUUCCAAUCUGCCGUUGCAGGUCUGCUUCAUCUUGCCAUUGCCAAGGAACUGCCGUCUUCUUACAAGGAUGUGUGCCCGUAGAAAUAAAUGUGUAUAGUGUA
Haliotis rubra (blacklip abalone) is the source of this 1637-nucleotide messenger RNA. Its product is annotated as endoglucanase E-4-like. The record is from RefSeq and is a predicted model, not a curated record. NCBI's taxonomy places the organism in Eukaryota, Metazoa, Mollusca, Gastropoda, Lepetellida, Haliotidae. Gene Ontology annotation, molecular function: hydrolase activity, hydrolyzing O-glycosyl compounds; carbohydrate binding. Gene Ontology annotation, biological process: carbohydrate metabolic process.